Molecule: messenger RNA, 547 nt
Organism: Quercus lobata
Lineage: Eukaryota; Viridiplantae; Streptophyta; Magnoliopsida; Fagales; Fagaceae
Product: zinc finger, C3HC4 type family protein
Exons: 3
Coding region: 88-333 (81 amino acids)
Source: RefSeq, a predicted model, not a curated record
AUCAGCUCCGAUAUCUUGCGCUACUGCUGGCAAGGCAAACAAAAAUUCUCUUCCUGGUUCGCACAAUAACAAAUCAAAACCAGCACCAUGGUCAGCGUUCUAGCUCAGGAGCGUCUACUUGGCGCAGCGCUGGGAAGCAUAUUGACGGGGAUCGUGGUGUUUGAGCAACGCAGAACCAUCUAUAGAUCCAUUUCUCAAUCCGAUACCCACUCUCACGUGAGAGAACCCAUAUUAGGAAAGAUAUCUCGCUCAGAGUUAGCACAUCUAUGGAAUAAAGCUGUGGAUCGGACGUUUGGACCUGUUAUUGAAUCCCUUAGUUCACGUGGGUGGUAGAAAUGCCAGGGUAGUUCACUACUGAUGUAUCAUGUAUGAGCGUAUCUCUGUUUUUGUAUACAGAUGCUACGGCUUACCCACAUUACAUGUUCUGUGUUAUGAAUGGAACAUGCAGGGUUAUAGGCCAUGAUUGAGGACCUCCAUAAUAAUAUUACCUGCAAUUAUUAUUUUCUUCUCGUUAAAUGAGCAAUGAUGCAUGCUAUAGUUGUUUUUA